Molecule: messenger RNA, 1929 nt
Organism: Vollenhovia emeryi
Lineage: Eukaryota; Metazoa; Arthropoda; Insecta; Hymenoptera; Formicidae
Gene: PIG-Q
Product: phosphatidylinositol N-acetylglucosaminyltransferase subunit Q
Exons: 5
Coding region: 321-1883 (520 amino acids)
Biological process (GO): GPI anchor biosynthetic process
Cellular component (GO): membrane; endoplasmic reticulum
Source: RefSeq, a predicted model, not a curated record
UUACUGCACUAGUUUACCAGUGCAGGAACAGAAAACAAACCCCCUGUGUUAUUAGUGCAGCAGUGUGAACCUCCCAUUACUACACGAAUGGCGCUUCUGUUGACUACUCCACUUCGCUCGGCGAUCGAAAGAUUCGAAUUUGCUCCCUGCCGUGCGAUCAUACGUGCCACGUACUGACGUUCGAGUGCAAAAAUACUUCCACCAGUUUCAACGGAAAGAAUGCAUCUCAAGGCGACCGAGCGAUAACACAACAAAAUGCUCCUUUGUAAGUGAUAAAAAGAAGUCGAUACAAGAGAUGAAUGUAAUUUACAGCUGCCGAAAUGACAAGCGACCUGUUGAUAUUCAUUCCGCAAACGCUGCGCGCGGAGCGUUCCGGUUACAUACUCGGCAAGGUGGUGCACGAUGCCAGCGGCGACCUGAACAAGUUCUACAUCGUCAGCUCGCGCGGGCCGGCCUCGAUGGAGCUGACCAGGUCUACGUUGGGCGUCAUCGGGUAUCAUUCCAAUGGGAGCGACGCGAUCGCCGAGCCCUCGGAGCGCAAGCACUCGAAUUGGGUGCACCUGGCGGCGACGCCGUCCGAGGACGGGCGGGACAGCGGAUAUCGUCUGGCGAGCGUCGUUCUUAACGGCAAGAAGGUAGAUCUGACGGUGACGCGCACGAUGCUCGUGCUGUACGACCAGCGGGCGUUGCGGGAGACGGAGCUGUUCGAGAGCGGGACGGGCGAUCACUUCCACGAGCUCGCCAGGCUGAUUCAGAGCAAGCGGCACGAGCUGGAGACCAAGUCCAGACUCGCGCGCGCCUGGGAGACCCUGCUCACCUGUCACGUGUCCCUCUACCUGUAUCCCGUCCUGCUGCUGUCCACGACGACGGAGAGGCUGCUGCCGGUUCUCAAGUACUCCUCCCUCGGCCUGCACGUCCAUGACUGGCUGAGGAACGUCAAGUGGAUGCUGGCGACGGUGGUGCGAGAUGGACACUUUAAGCUGAAGACGGGAAAUUAUGCGCUGGCUAUUGUGAUAGACAUAGCGCUGGGGAUCUACGUGCUGAGAUUGCUGCGGUAUUACAUCGAGGAUCAGCCGUCGCAGCUCCUGCUGAGCAAUGCGGAGAAAGUCGUGGAGGCCUUAAGGGACCUGAUUAACUGGCUGAUGGGCGUGCCAGCUGGCCUGAAACUGAACCACGCCCUGAACAACACCAUGGGCAAGUUCUUCCUGUAUCAUAUACAACUCUGGUGGACAUUCCUAAUAUUCUUGAAGCCGCUUCUGGAUCUCUCGUUCGAAGUGCUGCUCCUGUUCGGCAGGCUGGGCGUCACGUUUCAAAUAUCCAUCGUCGCGGACCUCCUCGCUCUCGUCAGCUUCCACACGUAUUGCAUCUACGUUUACGCAGCCAGACUCUUCAAUAUUCAGCUGAGGGGGAUCACGGCUCUCUUUAGACUCUUCCUCGGCAAGAAGAAGAAUCCCCUGCGCGAGAGAGUCGACUCCUGCCAGUAUCAAACGGACCAGCUGUUCGUCGGCACGCUGUCCUUCACAAUCCUCCUGUUCCUGAUGCCCACGACGUGGGUGUACUACACCGUGUUUACGCUGCUGAGAUUAGCGUCGAUCGCGUUUGGCGGCUUUCUGACCCGGCUCAAGUUUUACCUGCAAGUCAUGCCCGUUUACACCUUUUGGAAGUGGCUGCUGCGAUCCUACAGCACUCGCAGUAUCGUCGACAUCAGACUGCAUCCUUGCUGCGCGGAGGGACUGACGGUGCUGUCGAUGACCACGGUCGUCGCGCCUUGGAGGCUCACGUGGAAAAGGUGCGUCCCGGACACGAUCGUCUGCCAUCCGUCCAUCGAGUGGAGCACGAUACUGAACAACGUCAUAUGGGGCCAUUUGUUGUAUCCCUUGUGAAAAAUAGAUCUACAUCCUUUAGUUACAAUAAAACUUAUUUAACAUU